GCGGGAGCCUGCAGCCAUCUUCCGUGGCAGCCGAAGAGGUGGGGGAAGAGGAGCGGGCGGUAGCGGCGAGAUCGUGGGAUGGAGCCGGCGGAGGGACCCGUGGGCAAUGGCAGCAGUGACGGGAGUGGCAGCUACCGGUGUUCACUCUGUGGUAAGCUCUUCCGGUGGGCCUGUGUGUUGGAGUCGCACCAGCGCUAUCAUCGGGGCGAGCGACCCUUCGAGUGCAACAUCUGCGGAAAGGCCUUUGUCACCUCCAGCAACCUGACCGACCACCGGCGGGUCCACAGCGGCGCCAAGCCCUUUGGCUGCCCUGUCUGCGGCAAGAGCUUCGUCUCGUCCAGCAACCUCAUUGCCCAUCGGCGCACCCACACUGGAGAGCGGCCCUACAAAUGCACCAUAUGUGGCAAAGGUUUUGCUGCCUCGCCCAACCUGGCCGUGCACCAGCGUACACACACUGGCGAGCGGCCCUACGGCUGUCGGCUGUGCGGCCGUGCCUUUGCCGAGGCAGGCAAGCUCUCAAGGCACCAGCUGAUCCACGGUGGCGGCGAGCGUCCCCACCGCUGUCCCGAGUGCGGCCGCGGCUUUCUCGAGUCAGGCAAGCUAGCACAGCACCGGCGUACCCACACCGGCGAGCGGCCCUUCCGCUGCAGCGCCUGCGGCAAGGGCUUCAUCGCUGCCGGAAACCUGGCCGCCCACCAGCGCACCCACACCGGCGAGCGGCCCUUCCGCUGCUCUCUCUGCGGCAAGGGCUUCGUCACCUCCAGUAACCUGGCCGCGCACCAGCGCACCCACACCGGCGAGCGGCCCUUCCGCUGCCCCCUCUGUGACCGCGGUUUUGUGGAGUCAGGCAAGCUGUCGCGGCACUUGCGGAUCCAUACCGGCGAGAAGCCAUUCCAGUGUGGCGCCUGCGGCAAGUGCUUCACCCGCGCAGUCUCGUUGCGCGCCCACCAGCGGCUCCACUCCGGCCCCUCAGAUGGCCUCUGAGUGUUGCCGGCAGGCUGGGGACCUGUGCAGACUGCAACGCCGAGGCCCUGGGACCCUCUGCUAUUUUGCGGCCGUAUGGAGAAUGUGUCUGGUGCAACUCUGUGGCCUUUCGGAGACUGUGACUGGCAGAAUUGUGCAGAUGUUUCGACACUGAUCUCUGCAGCCAUUUGGAGGGUGAUGAGGCGGAUGCUCAUAGACUAACCCCUCCCAGGGAAGUAGAGAAUGUUCCUCGGACACCACGAGAUUUUUAUUAAUAGUGGUGGGAAUUGAUAGCGAGAGACGUUGUAAUGUUGAUGCCGAUGGAUGCUGCAAAACACAUAAACAGUCCCGUUAAUAUUUACAGAGGGGUCCCGGGGUGUGUGUUAAUAUUUACAGAGGGUGUCCCGGGGUGUGUGUUAAUAUUUACAGAGGGGUCCCGGGGUGUGUGUUAAUAUUUACAGGGGUCCCCGGGGUGUGUGUUAAUAUUUACAGAGGGUCUCCCGGGGUGUGUGUUAAUAUUUACAGAGGGUCUCCCGGGGUGUG
Mobula hypostoma (lesser devil ray) is the source of this 1506-nucleotide messenger RNA. Its product is annotated as zinc finger protein 239-like. NCBI's taxonomy places the organism in Eukaryota, Metazoa, Chordata, Chondrichthyes, Myliobatiformes, Myliobatidae. Bases 79 to 984 code for a protein of 301 amino acids. The transcript is spliced from 2 exons. The record is from RefSeq and is a predicted model, not a curated record.